Molecule: messenger RNA, 3201 nt
Organism: Gambusia affinis (western mosquitofish)
Lineage: Eukaryota; Metazoa; Chordata; Actinopteri; Cyprinodontiformes; Poeciliidae
Exons: 14
Coding region: 811-2985 (724 amino acids)
Molecular function (GO): DNA binding; zinc ion binding
Source: RefSeq, a predicted model, not a curated record
CCCUGAAGGCAGCAACGGAGCAGAGGAGGAGUAGCUGAGGGUCUCGGAGCGGUGAGUCCCGUUAAAGUCCCGUUUAUUCCUUCUGGUUCGGGGCUUUUUCCGGUCCCGGUCCUGAGCAGGCCGAACCGGACCCAUGGGGCGCAGCGGGCCGGAACCGGGACGUCCUGAGGCCGCAGCGGGAGUCCCACGCCGCCGCCGAGGGGCAAACAUGUCUGCUCCGGGGCUUCGCGCGUGCUUACGAGGGUCUAAGCGCGUGCACGUCAUUGAGUGACAGGUAAAGCGCGUGCAGCGUGAGGUUCGGUCCGGUUCGGGUGGUCUCUGGGUUCUAUUUGGCUGCAGGUUCGGUCUGCAGGGUCCAACAGCUGCACGCUCCAUUAGCGGACUGCAAGUCCCAGAAUGCUUUGCAGGAAUCCUGGGAAAGUUUUCCGGAUCCAGUAUAAGAUCCUGAAGGAGCGAGGCGUUUCCGGUUCUGAUCUCUGGUCCAAACGGUCAGCUCAGCUCCUCCAGAGGUUCGGGUUACCAUGACAACCAACCAGAGGCCAGCUGAGCCGACAGGCUGCGUCCAGCUCCAGAGCAGGGUGGAGGCUCCGGCAUGGUGUGGGGUUGAGUUAAUGCAGCGCCACCUGGAGGCUCUCAGCAGCAUGACGGCAGCAUUUCUUGUCUUUGACGUGUUUGUUUCUCCUCCAGGUGUUUUGAUCAGUCUAUUGAUUGAUGAUUGGCAGCUCAUCAGCUGAUUGGCUCAUGAUAACAACCAAGCAGAAUGGACUCUGAGGCCACGCCCCCAGACCGCAGGACUCAUCCCGAUUGGCCAUGUUAGCAGAGGGGACGCCUCAUCCUAAGAUGGAGCAAUUGGACGAGCUGAGCUUAGGGGCGGGGCUUGAAGUGGCAGAGGAAGCAGGACGUGGUGAGGAGGAGGAGUUCUGUGACCAGCCUGAACUGGAGGACGCUCCGCCGGACGCCAUAACGAUGGAGCAGUGCUGGAGGCGGCACUUCCCAGACCUCCGGCGCUGCUCGGUCGUCCUCCUCAGGCUUCCUGCGGAGAUGCUGCGGCGGGGCGGGGCGGAGAGGAGGCGGAGCCAGCGGGUCAGAUCACGUGACCUGCGGUCCGGCUGGGACUGGAUGGAGCCGCUGGACCUGGAGAACGGUGGCACCGGAACCCGAGGCUUUGUCAAGAAGGUGGAGGUGAACACCCCUGAAGAUGAGCCUGGGAAACCCCAGAGCAGGCUGCGGCUGACACGACGCCUGGAGCCGCCCUCUUGCCCCGCCCACCCAGAUGACGGUGCCGCCCUGGGUGAGCCGCCGGAGAGCGACCACACCUACUGCAUGGGCUUUAAUACACCUGAGAGCAGCAGCCAAUCACUGGAGGACAGGCCGCCAUCCCGGUUGUCCAGCGGGGCACAAAGAGACGGAGACGACCUCUGCUCACCUGCAGAGAAGAAGAAUGUGCCGAGUGUGGUGCUGAGGAAGGUGACAGGUGAUCAGUGGGUCCUCAGGACUGGAUCUGUGAAAGAAGAGGAAGAGGAGCAUGAAGAGAAGGUUCAGAAUCUCUUCUGCCCACCAUGUGACCUGCUGCUGCCCUGUGAUUGGCUGAAGAACAAGAAGAGAGAUGAGACUUUAGCAUUAGGACAGAAGAUGCGUCAUGUUGUACAGCGCCGCCAGGCCUGCCGGAGCUGCGCUGCGUGUCUGAGGGAGAACUGCGGCGUUUGCACGUUCUGCCGCGACAUGAGGAAGUUCGGCGGUCCGUCCCGGAUGAAGCAGAAGUGUGUGAGGCGGCGCUGCCUGCUGCUGAGCGCCCGGAAACAGCCGACCAGGCAGCAGACGGAACCGUCCGACCCGGUCCGACCCGGAGACGACACCGACUCUGCGGACGCCCAGCGGGACGGCGUUCACCGCUGGAGACACAAGAGGAUGGCAGGAAGACGAGAGGAGAUGGGGAAGAAGAUGUGGAUGAAGAGGAGGCGGGGCCAGGGGGGCGGAGCCUCUGAGACUCUAAACGGCUGGAUCGGUCCGCUGAUGAAGAGCGAGGAAGAGGAGACGCCAUUGUUCACUGGCGCCAGUGGGACCAGUUUGGCUCCAACUGGGACUCACCUGCAGUGGAACCUGACCCUGGACAGCAGCCACCUGUCUGCCUCCGUCCUCUCUGACUCCGCCCUCACCUGUCUGUCCGGCCUGCUGCCUCAGGACGGAUCCGUCCUCCACGUCUCCACAGGCCUCACCUUCAUCCCUCAUCCUCUCCCUCACCUUGCUGCCGUCCAAUCGCCCGAGCCGAAGGAGGAGGAGCAGCCAAUCAGCAUCGAGCUUUACGGCGGGGAGGCGGAGCUUCGGACCGGGACAUCUGAGGGGGGCAAGUUCUACGAAGUGGAGGUGGAGCUGCCAGACCCCGAGUCCGACCAGAACGCCAUGACAUCAUCACCGGCGUGCUCUGACAUCACCGCUGACAUCAUCUGCAGGCGGCCGGACUUUAUCUCAUUGGAACCGCAAGGGUUCCGCCUGUUGGGGGGCGGAGCCAUCCGCACAGGGGGGCGGGGCUUGUUUCGUCUGCUGAAGAUGCUGAGGAGGACGGUGCUGCCGGCGCAUUGGGUCGCCGUGAUGGCUGCAGGACCGGAGCUGCAGCUGCUGCAGUGCUGCAGGCUGUCCUCCAUGAGGGACGCCAUCGUCCACGUCCAAUCGGAUCACAGCUUCCGGGUCAGCGUGCGGUCCCGCCCGCUCCCUGACAGCCACCGCCUCUACAGGGAGUGCGCUCACAGAGUCGCUCACCUGAGCCAGCUGGUGUCUCUGCUGCUGGAUCUGGAGCGACUCGCCGUCUGCCGUGGCUGCAGGGUUCAGGUGGCGUCCCGUCGGUUGCUGCUCCGCUCCGCAGACUGCCACCUGCUGGUGGCUCCGCCCUUCCACACCUGCCUGCCAUGCCUGUUGGAGGAAGAGGAAGAGGAAGAGGAGGGUGAAGAUGAAGAUGGAACCAUGGUGGAGGAGUUCCAGUCUUGUUAAAGUGCCUCACCAUGUGGGGCCGGGGCUUCUGGGUAAUGGAGUCCAUCAGCUCCAAACGUUUCUACCUCAGGUUUUUACUACUGAACAGUUCAUCAGAACCGAGUCCGGUCCGGUCCGGUCCAGGACUUCUGGCUAUUUUCUGCUGUUUCCCUCUGAAUGUUUCUGUUGGUCCUAAAGAGAUUUUUCUACUUUUGAUACGUUUAUAAAGAGUUUUUC